UGGUAUUAUUAUAGCAUAGUAGUUUCUUAAGUCCACGCAGCAACGACGGCUUAUGGACACUCACAGUUGCACUGCUUUCACUUUGCCACACACCAAACUCAACCGGAACCGCCACCAGACGUCCACUGAUUAGUAACGACGAUGUGGUAUGCCGAAACGUUGUCUUACCUUCAUACAGUAAACUUGGUGGCUCUCAGUAUCAAUGCCGUUCUGAUCGCAGUCAUAUUUUUGGUCACAAUCAAAGCGUACACUUGGAUGACCACUGGCAUGUACCGCGGCACAACCAACAUGAAGGGAAAAGUCGUUAUCAUCACCGGGUGCAACUCCGGAAUCGGAAAAGAAACCGCCAAAGACAUGGCCAAACGUGGAGCGAGAUUGAUCAUGGCUUGUAGAAAUUUGGAGACUAGUUCGACCGUCAAAGACGAAAUCGUCAAAGAGAGCGGAAACACCGACGUGGUAUUAAUGCAGUUGGACCUGAGCAGUUUGGAUUCGGUGCGACAAUUCGCGGCCAAAGUGAUCAAACAAGAAGCCAGGUUGGACGUGCUCGUCAACAACGCCGGCGUGGCCAACACGUUUGGCAAGAAGACUACCGAAGACGGUCUGGAACUCACCAUGGCCACCAACCAAUACGGGCCGUUCCUGUUGACCCACCUGCUGUUGCCUUUGCUCAAGAAGAGCGCACCCAGCCGCAUCGUUAUCGUCGCCUCGGACCUGUACAAGUUGGCCAAACUGAACUUGACCAAGCCCAACCCGACCAACCAGCUGCCGGCUUACCUGUACUACGUGUCCAAGUACGCCAACAUAAUGUUUUCCAACGAGCUGGCCCGCCGAUUGAGCGACAGCAACGCCGGAGUGACUUGCAACUGUCUCCAUCCCGGUAUAAUCGACUCUGGCAUAUGGAGAAACGUACCGUUCCCGUUGAACUUGCCCCUGCAGCUGGUCGUCAAGACUAUGUUUAAGACAACAGAACAAGGCGCGCAGACUAGUAUUUAUUUGGCCGUCAGCGAAGAUGUGGCGAAGACCAACGGAAAAUAUUUCAAAGAUUGCAAAGAAGCCAGUUUGAGGAGUGACAUACUCGACGAUGCCAAUGCGAAAAAAUAUUGGGAAAUUUGCGAACAACUCGUCAAACUUCAACCCACUGAUCCAAGGCCAUGAACUCAUCAUAAUCUUAUGUAUUAUCAAUUGUUUUGUAAAUAAUAUAAUAUUGUAGAAUAAUAUCAUCGCAGGUAGAUUUAUUUUGAUUCACGCCAACGAUUUUUUGAACUCACUAAUAAUUGUCAUUCAAUAGAUUGCAACGAAACAUCACAUUGAGUUGGAAAUUGUUUUAAUUAUGAUAAUCAAAUUUUACUAGUAAAACAUUUUAGUAAGUACAUUAAUGAUUAUGAUACACUCACUAUUAUAUUGCAUUGUAUAAUUUUUUAUAGUACAAAAUGUAUAGUUCUACAUAAAUAAUAAUAUACAUUUUUUAAGUAUCUCCGA
Adelges cooleyi (spruce gall adelgid) is the source of this 1479-nucleotide messenger RNA. Its product is annotated as retinol dehydrogenase 14. The transcript has 8 exons. The record is from RefSeq and is a predicted model, not a curated record. Bases 142 to 1155 code for a protein of 337 amino acids. Lineage: Eukaryota; Metazoa; Arthropoda; Insecta; Hemiptera; Adelgidae.